Messenger RNA from Pseudophryne corroboree (corroboree frog), 4467 nucleotides. RefSeq names its product vitrin (gene VIT). NCBI's taxonomy places the organism in Eukaryota, Metazoa, Chordata, Amphibia, Anura, Myobatrachidae. The transcript has 26 exons. Gene Ontology annotation, biological process: extracellular matrix organization; positive regulation of cell-substrate adhesion. The record is from RefSeq and is a predicted model, not a curated record. The coding region runs from base 277 to 3060 and encodes 927 amino acids.
CUGAAUCUAAGUGAGGAUCUGAGAGUGGAGCUGACCAGUGAGCUUUACACUGUGGGGAGAGAUCAAUGGAGAUGCUUGAUUAGUUUGUAUAAGCACUAAGCAGCAGAAAUUAUACCAAGAAAAUCUGGGUCUUGCUUACUUCAAUGGACUAUCAAGAAUAUUGCUAGCACAUUACUUUUGGCCUCAUUGGAAACAAUCAGACAUUUAUAGGAUAGUGUGAAGAAGUGGAGAGGACUGUUCUACUUUGUGACGUUUAAAGUUGGUCUACUUUUUCCUAUGAUGAAGGAGAAAGUUAUUACGGUUGUAUUAGUUUUGAUCCUGGCUUGUACUUCUGUAUCUUCCAAGAAGAGUAAAAAGAACAGGCAACAUGCGCCACACAUUGACUGUGACAUCAAAGCAGGGAAGGUAGUCAACCCGGAAUUCCUUGCAAAAUGUCCUGCUGGCUGCCAAGAUGGGAAACAUCGUGUUUAUGGCACAGACAUAUACGCCUCCUUCUCCAGCAUCUGCGUGGCUGCAAUCCACAGUGGUGCAAUUGACAAUUCAGGAGGAAAGAUUCUUGUGCGGAAGGUUGCUGGUCAGGCUAGCUACAAGGGAAGUUUCUCCAAUGGUGUGCGGUCGCUGUCCCUUCCACGCUGGAAAGAGUCCUUUGUUGUAGCAGAAGGUAAAGGGAAGAAAGGUGUCUCCUAUCCGACUGUUCUUGAAUACGUUGAAGUAGAAACUGUACAUAGAGAAGUUCGGCCCCCAAUUGUAUCCACAACAAUUCAGACGACAGUUGCGACCACCACCCCUCCCACCACUACACCUGAACCUACAACACGACCCACCACAACGCCAAAGCCUACAACCACCACGACUAUCACCACCACCACCAUUACAACUACUACAGCUAGGACAAGACCACCCCUGGUACGGGCAAGAGAUUCAGCUGCAAGUAACAUCCACCCAGCAUAUACAUCGGUUGUUGCGGCGUCUUCAAGGCAAGCAGUGCCCGCUGUACCAAGAGUGCCAAGUCAAGUUGCCAGAUCGCCAACAACAUAUUCAAGUAGUCGUCAUAUCCCCAGAAGUAAUCCAGGUGCCAGUAGGAUUCAGCAGAUUUUAGCUGAAAAGAGCCAAUCAAAUCCUAGUGUGGCAAGACGUGACUGGAGUAGUCCUAGUCGAGUAAAUGUCCCAGUUGUACAACGCAGGCCAGCAGUUCCGGAGAGAAGUAAUGUGGCACCAAAUACGGGGCAUAGCUGGUCAUCAGACACGCGUGAUUCUCAAGGUUUUCAACGACGUGACUGGCAACCUCCAAGUCGGGUAAAUGUUCCAGUUAUUCAACGAAGGCCAGCAGUUCCCGAGAGCAGCAAUAUUGCUCCCCCAGCUGUCCCCAGUUGGUCGGCAGAAGCGUAUGAGCCUGAAGUGCUACCUAGACGUGACUCAUUAAGCCCUAGCCAACGAUUAAAUGUUCCACCGGUACAACGCAGACCGCCAGUUCCAGAAAGUAGCAACUUAGCUCCACCUGCUGGACCUCUCUGGCCUGUAGAAACACGGGAUACUCAAGUUUCCAGUCCUAGGCCUGGCAUGUCAGAAUUUGAUAGAUGGGUCUCCGGCUUCUCACAAGGCAAUUCCAGAAACACAGACUCAGAGACAGUUUGGAAGGGUGUUGAAGAGGUCCCAGAAACAAAAGGUAAUUCAGAAACAAUCUGGAAGGGUGUUGAAGAGAUACCAGAAACAAAAGUGCAAGUUAAACCUGAAGUUAAAGUGGUUGCAGAGCCAGACACAUGGAGAGGAUUCACAGAAAUAGGAGGUGCGGGAGGCACAGGAGGAGGAGGAGGAGGAGGAGGUGGUGUGAUAAAGGAAGUGGUGAACAUAAGACCGCCCGUGGAAACAGUUGCCCUGGGAGGCAUAAACUGUAAAAUAGAUCUAGUCUUCCUCAUCGAUGGGAGUUGGAGUAUUGGCAAGAGGCGCUUCCGCAUUCAAAAGCUUUUCCUUAACCAGAUGGCAGAUGCUCUUGAUGUUGGAAUUUCUGGACCUCUCAUGGGUAUUGUACAAUAUGGGGAUGAACCAUCUACAGAAUUCAGUCUCCGGUCAUACUUCAAUUCCAAAGACUUGAAAAAUGCUAUUGACAAAAUUCCACAAAAAGGAGGAUAUUCCAAUGUUGGGAAGGCUCUCUCUUAUGUGAAUAGGAAUUACUUUUCUGAUGCCAGCGGGAAUAGAGGAGCAGCACCAAAUGUGGCUGUAGUGCUUGUUGAUGGUUGGCCAACAGAUAAGGUGGAAGAAGCCUCUCGUCUUGCUCGGGAAUCAGGAAUUAAUAUUUUCUUUGUGACAAUUGAGGGUGCCGAUGACAAUGAGAGGUCAAGCGUUGUAGAACCCAAUUUUGUGGAUAAGGCUGUUUGCAGAACCAAUGGUCAUUUUUCUAUCAAUGUUCCUAGUUGGUUUGGCCUCCAUAAGAUUGUAAACCCUAUGGUGAAACGUAUGUGUGAAACUGACAAAUUAGUCUGCAGCAAGACUUGCCUCAACGCUGCUGACAUUGGUUUCAUCAUUGAUGGUUCCAGCAGUGUGGGAACAGGAAAUUUCCGCACUGUUCUACAGUUCAUAGCGAAUAUAACCAGCGAGUUUGAGAUUUCAGACACAGACACAAGAAUAGGAGCUGUGCAGUAUACGUACGAACAGAGGUUGGAGUUCGGCUUUGAUAAGUACAGUACGAAACAAGAUGUGGUUAAUGCCAUCAUGAGAAUAGGCUACUGGAGUGGAGGCACGAGCACAGGAGCAGCCAUAACCUAUGCAUCUGACCAACUGUUCAGCAAAUCUAAGCCAAACAAAAGGAAGAUCAUGAUUGUAAUAACUGAUGGGCGUUCAUAUGAUGACGUGCGGGCUCCAGCUGCAGCUGCUCAUCGGAAUGGGGUGAUUGCAUAUGCUGUUGGUAUUGCCUGGGCAGCCCAAGAUGAACUAGAAUCCAUUGCUACUGAUCCGGAUAAAGACCAUUCAUUUUUCGUGGAUGAAUUUGACAGUCUCUAUAAGUUUGUUGGGAAGAUUAUCCAGAACAUUUGUACAGAGUAUAAUUCUCAACCACGAAACUAAAACGUGUUGGCUUAGCUUGUUCAAUACUGCAUGGAUAACAGGGUUUCUGGCAAUGAAUAUACCAACAACUACAGUGAUUUAUAUGUUGAUUUAGAGAAGUCUCUUUUUAAACACAGGCAUGGUGGUGACCUGAUCCAUUGCAGACCAGUGUUUGCUUUCCAGCUGUGUGUUGCAGCCUAUGUCUGCACUGAGAGUACGAUAUUAUAUCACAGUCGCAGAUUCUUAAGUUCUUAGGAGAAACCAUGUAAUAUUCAUUAUAUUCCAUUCAUGACUAAGUGCAUUAUAUUAGCCGACCUUAUAGUCUCUGGAGCGUAAAUAGCACAUUAUGAAAACUGAGGUCCCAGGAAAACUUGUUUCAUACAUAUCUUGUUGCGGAAUACCGACCCCUAGAUCCCGGCCGUUUACAAUCCUGCCGGUCGGCAUGCCGACCAACAGGGACUAUUCCCGCUCAAAGGGGGCUUGUUGCGCUCGCCCCAUCCCCCCCUCCCCCCGCGGCCAUUCCGCAACUGGGAUGCCGCCGUCGGUAUGGUCCCCUGACCGUCGGUAACGCAUACCCAACCCCUUGUUGCAACAGUUGUUAAAGCAGAUGGAAAAUAUUUUUUUUAUAUAAGUUAUAAAUGAACCUAUUCAUAAUUAUGACAUCAUUUUAUAAAAGGGUUAUAUUAAUAUGAUGAGAUGGUGCCCUCUAGUGUCAGGUUCCAAGAAUUAUACAUCAUAUGUGUUUAGAAGACAUUACAAUGUGAUUCCAGAGCAUUGCGUGAGUGCUGUUACAUCAGUGUCUUUUUCCUCUUCUAUUUCUUUAAUGAAGUAUUCACACAGAACAUUUUUCAGUUCACUACAUAGGUAUCAUUGUUUUUUUCAAUUGGCAAAUUAUAAGAAGUCCUUUUCGCUCUUACAUUAUAAUUAAAGAUACGUUAUGUAGCUGGCUGUAAAGUUAUCUAUGUGAAUGCCUUUUAGGAUGAUUCCACAGCGUCCUGAAUUUGGUCCUUAUAGGGUCACGUGACACCAUUUUUUUAAAACAACUAAAUAUAAUUCGUACAACUGCAUAAAAUGCACAUUAAAUAUAUAUUAUUAUUUUUUUGGGGGGGAGACAAAAAUCACCAUGGUAAAUUAGUGAGAGAUUAUGAGUUAUGUUUCUUGAUUUUUUUUAUAUUGUAAUUAAAAUGUCUUUAAUAAAAAGCAGAAAAUAUAAUGCAUAUAUAAUAAUGUCAUAUAUAAUAUUAAAUUUGUACAGUUUUACAAAAAGUUUCAUGUAUAUAAGAAUACUUUUUUUAUUAUACUGAAUAUGUUGCAAGAGAAGUAACAUAUCUAAAGGCAAAAGAAAGUUUUACACUGCACACAUUGUAAACUACUUUCUGACUUCCAGUUCUAUUUAGGACACACUAUCAUAAAAAAAAUAUUAUAAUU